Molecule: messenger RNA, 2178 nt
Organism: Lodderomyces elongisporus
Lineage: Eukaryota; Fungi; Ascomycota; Pichiomycetes; Serinales; Debaryomycetaceae
Gene: NRP1
Product: Nrp1p
Exons: 1
Coding region: 1-2178 (725 amino acids)
Molecular function (GO): mRNA binding
Source: RefSeq, a predicted model, not a curated record
AUGGGGGAUGUAUAUAUCGUGUUUGACAGCAUCACCACUUGCGACGACACGAAUACCUAUAUUUCAAAAGACUCAACCGAAUUGAUAUACCUUGCAUGGUCUGUUAUUGAUGUUGCAUCAUUAGAGGUGUUGAGUUUUCAAUCGACUUUUAUAAAACCCCUGAAUACACCAAUCACGCAAUUCUGUACCAGGAAAUGUAACUUGACAUGGGAGCAUGUGAGAAACGCGGGGUCUUUUAAAGACGCGAUUGACACUUUGGAUACUUAUAUGAAACUGGAGAUAAUUGGGGAAAACAGAGAAUUUACAUUCAUAGUCCUCGACGACUUCAAGUUGAAAGUUCAAGUCUCUAGAGAAGCUCGUGAUAAAGGAGUUACACUACCACAGUAUUUGCAGUUUCCCCGAUAUUUCGAUCUACUGAAAGAGUACCUCAAAUGGCAAAAACACACUGGUGAAUAUAAACUUGGGGAUUCCAGUUUCAGUGCCAAUACCAACGCCAGUAUUAACGCAGGCUCAAAUACGAGUGCAAGUGCAAGUCCACUGUUAGAGGAGAUGAAAAAUGCGUUGCAAAUCGAUGACACGUCUUUGAAUGUACGUGAUGAGAAACUAAGCAGUAGUACCGAUAACAGCCAUGAAGAACUGUUUGAAUCAGUAAAGUUGAUCACUAAACUUGCAAUCGAGUUGUUAAAAAAAGUUUCAAAAAAGGAGCAAGAGAAGGAAGGAGGAAAAACACGGGAAGGCGAGGAGGAAAUUGAAGAGGAAGAGGAAGAGGAAGAGGAAGAGGAAGAGGAAGAGGAAGAAGAAGAGGAAGAAAGUCAACUGCAUGAUCAUCCGUUCACAAAACCUUAUGAUAUUGCCCAGGAUAUGAAAUCUUUUCUUGAAGAGCGGUCCGAAGUUCUAUAUCUAACUUCUUUGCCAAACGGAACUACGCAUCUGGAAUUAGAAUAUUGGUUUACCCAGUAUGGGGGGCGUCCUGUUGCAUUCUGGAAACUAGGCUAUUUAGAGAAUGCAAACACUAGUGGCUCAAUCAAUAGUAAUGACGGGUUUGCGGUAUUUGGUAGCCACGAGGAGACGAUGGAAGCAUUAAAAAUGAACGGGAAAGUAUUGAAUGAUGUAGCUAUUGAAGUGCAGCCGUCGUCUUCCAAAAUCCUUGAUGCAGCGGGAGAUUUGCUUGUACCGUUUCCAUCUUCGAAAAAUCGUCCUCGUCCCGGCGAUUGGACAUGUCCCUCAUGUGGGUUUUCAAAUUUUCAAAGAAGAACACAAUGUUUCAGGUGCUCCUUCCCAGCUUCGAGUGCUGUUGCCAUACAAGAGUCGAUGCAUACGAAAGCCGUGCCGGUGGCGUCUGGUAACCAAUCUGCAAGCAUAGAGAGCCGAAGAGAUCCCAACGUGGGAAGCUAUCAGGGUUUGCGCGAGCUGCAAUCCAAUAUGUACACCGAUCAAAUCGAGACCAAGUUGGCAGAGUCCAAAUCCAGCUCACCAGAACGCGACCCAGCACACAAGAGCACCAACAGGAAUGGUAGUACACCCUCGAUUGGUGUUACAAGUAAUAACAAGAGCUUUUCAACGAAUGCAAACACGCAAAAGCAUUACAACAAUAAUGUACCCUUUCGCGCAGGUGACUGGAAAUGCAACCUUUGUCAGUAUCACAACUUUGCGAAAAAUAUGACCUGCCUCAAGUGCGGUGGGGCAACCAAGCCAAUAGUUGAUUAUAAUAAUUUGCAAAGCACAAACUCAAUCCAUUCGGUCAACUCCACUGCAGCAGCAAUAGCAGCAGCAACUGCUAGUGGACAGCCUUUGAACUUGAACAAUAACUUGAUCCAUUUACAUCAACAGCAGCACAUCCAUCAAAAUUUACGAACUAGAGCUUUCCCACACCAGCAACACCAACAACACCAACAACACCAACAACACCAGCAACACCAACAACACCAACAAUUCAAUCACAGUUGUCAUUACAAUAAUCUAAACUCUCAAAGUUCAGUCCUUCCAAAUAAUGUUCCCGUUGGUGCACCAUUACUCAAAAACACCAUUAGACACGAUUCCAGCUACACAAAUACACCGGGGGCUUCGCAAGCAGAUUUAUCGAGAAUAUUGAUGCACCAGCAUUUACAAAAACACAACAGGGAAAACUCACCGGCUCUAAAUGAUUACUCAAGAAAUGCCGAUAGCUUGAAAAAUUAG